GAAAGUAGAAACUUCUUAAAAACUGUGCAUUUAUGAUGUUAUUCUCAUAUAUAUGAAGCACACCUACUUCUAAGCACUUUAAAACCGUGUAUAUGAUGAUGUUGAACGUCUUGAGAAUGCAAAGAGGUACUGUCAGUGUGUGUAGGAGGUGUGAAAGACUUCUGAAGAGACUGUAUUUUUCUCAAGUUUUUGAAACAAUUGAAAACCAAAUGAAAUAUUCAUUACCACUUUCAAAUGGCCUGUUAUUCAGAAAUCACAGCACAGUUAAUGGUUGGAUUAAGCCAGAAGGUGUAGAUACAGGUAUCAAUGUGUACAAUACACUUACCAAAUCAAAAGAACCAUUGGUGCUCACCAAUGAUAACAUCGCAAAAUGGUAUGUGUGUGGGCCGACUGUAUACGACUCUUCACACAUUGGCCAUGCGUGUUGUUAUAUUAGGAAUGAUUUGUUACGGAGAAUCUUACAAAAUCACUUCAACAUUGAUGUUGUCAUGGUGAUGGGAGUAACAGAUAUCGAUGAUAAAAUUAUCAAUCGGGCAAAUUCAGAAAAGAGAGAUGCCAAAUUACUUGCCAGAGUUUAUGAGAAAGAAUUCUGGGAAAACAUGAACGACCUACAAGUUCUACCACCGACAGCUAUUACCAGAGUAACAGAACAUAUCCCACAAAUCAUUGCGUUUAUUCAACGUAUUAUUGACAAUGGCUUUGCCUAUCCCGUUCAGCGAGGCAGUGUGUAUUUUGAUGUUGUUAAGUAUGGUCGCUAUGGGAAACUAGUUCCACAUGUAAUGGCAAUGGAGACACUUGGAAAUGUUGACCAAGAAAAAUACAACGACCGUGAUUUUGCUCUAUGGAAAUCGUCAAAGGAGGGAGAACCCUCCUGGGAUUCCCCCUGGGGCAAGGGUAGGCCUGGUUGGCACAUUGAAUGUUCUACAAUGAGCACAGCUGUGUUGGGUGAGCAGUUGGAUCUCCAUACUGGUGGAGAGGACCUGAUGUUCCCUCACCAUGAGAAUGAGUUGGCCCAAUCACAGGCAUGCUUUCAAUGCGAGCAGUGGACAAAUUAUUGGUUGCAUACAGGGCAUUUACAUCUAAAGGGAGACAUGCAGAAGAUGUCAAAGUCUUUAAAGAAUACAAUUUCAAUUACUGACCUCUUACAGCGAUAUUCUGCUCCACAGUUCAGACUAUUCUGCUUGCUGAGUCACUACAGACAGAGGGUCGAAUACAGUGAUGAUAGGAUGGAGUUGGCAGUUAAUCUUAGCAAGAAGUUCCAGUCAUUCUUUACCUCUGCUGCAGGUUAUGUGAAAGGUCAAGGUCAAGAAAACGAAUCACCAAUUGAUGAACCACAUCUAUUAAAAUGUUUAAGUGACACAAGACAAAAGUUCCAUGACUGUUUGGCGGAUGACUUCGACACAGGACGUGCAAUAGAAGCUAUACAGGGUCUAAUACAUGAGACUAAUGUACAAUUACAACCAAGUGCAAACAAUAGCAAUAAUAAAAAAGUUGUGACUACAGUAGUGCGCAGUCCCAGUACUAUAGCUGCAAUAUCUGGUUAUAUUGAGAGAACCCUGAAUCUACUUGCAAUACACCCUGGAAGUCAGGUGUCUCAGGUGGAAAAGCAGCAUAUCAGUGGACUAAUGGACAGUGUUGUAAAGUUUAGAAGUGAUGUUAGAAACUUUGCCCUGGGAACUGAGGAAUCGGUGAAUUUAGAUUCAACAUAUGGCGGUAAGAAUGCCCAGGCAUUGAGUGGAAAAGAGAAGAAAGAUAUGAUAAAACAGCUACGUAAAGAACGACAGCCUUUACUAAAACAUUGUGACAAUUUGCGUGAUGACCUCAACAUACAUGGAAUACAUUUACAGGAUCGGGGAAAGGAAGCAACAUGGGAGUUAAUCAACAAACAGUCAACAAAAUCAGGAUCUCAUUCUUCAUAGCCCUGGCCUUAAAAUUGAUGU
Molecule: messenger RNA, 1940 nt
Organism: Owenia fusiformis
Lineage: Eukaryota; Metazoa; Annelida; Polychaeta; Sabellida; Oweniidae
Source: the annotation of a GenBank genome assembly